Amaranthus tricolor (Joseph's coat) is the source of this 638-nucleotide messenger RNA. Its product is annotated as probable calcium-binding protein CML44. The transcript has a single exon. NCBI's taxonomy places the organism in Eukaryota, Viridiplantae, Streptophyta, Magnoliopsida, Caryophyllales, Amaranthaceae. The record is from RefSeq and is a predicted model, not a curated record. Gene Ontology annotation, molecular function: calcium ion binding. The coding region runs from base 82 to 576 and encodes 164 amino acids.
CAUUAUAUAUAGCCAUUCUUAUUGAAUAUCAAAACUCACAUCAAAAACUAAAAACCUAACAUAAAAUCUCCUUAGUUUUCUAUGUUUUGUGUCACCAUGUCUCCUCUCAACUCAUCCGAUGCUCGACUAAUUUUCGAGUCCCUCGACCAAAACAACGAUGGACUACUGAGUCUCGAGGAGCUGGUAUGGCUCCUCGAGAAAACAGGUGUUCAUACUAGUGAAGAUGAACUCACUUCGCUAGUUGGCCUAAAUGGUUUAGAUUUUGAUGAUUUUUUUUGCUUUUACGACUCAUUAAUAUUGAAAACUAAUGAUAAUAAUGGUAGAAAUGGUGUUAAAAAUGAUAUCGAUGAUAAUGAUCAAGACGAGGAUGAAGAGUUGAGAAAGGCCUUCAAGGUGUUUGAUUUGAAUGGGGAUGGAUUUAUAUCAUCCCAAGAACUUCAAAAUGUGCUUUGGAAAUUAGGAAUGUGGGAAAAAUAUGGUGGGUUAGAUUGUGAAAGAAUUAUACGUAAAUUUGAUGUUAAUUGUGAUGGUUUUGUAGAUUUUGAUGAAUUUAAGGGAAUGAUGCUUGCACAUUGAACUUUUAAACUAUUUAAUGUUCAUUGCUUGGUUAUUAAUUUAUUAGCUUUUCUAAUGAAAUU